This is a messenger RNA of Xenia sp. Carnegie-2017, 612 nucleotides long. RefSeq lists its product as uncharacterized. The transcript has 4 exons. NCBI's taxonomy places the organism in Eukaryota, Metazoa, Cnidaria, Anthozoa, Malacalcyonacea, Xeniidae. The record is from RefSeq and is a predicted model, not a curated record. The coding region runs from base 99 to 434 and encodes 111 amino acids.
AACACAUUUUUAUUCCGGUUGGCGCUGGUGGCAGACAUCCUAGUGUCCAUACGUUGCUCGCAUUUCGCUCUGUUCCCGUUUUGUUUUCGAACAUUGAAAUGAACAAUAAGAAGACGAUAUUGCUUUUCCUAAUGGCGCUGACCACUUUAUCAGCAGCCUCAAGAUCGAGAAAUUACUUCGCUGACUAUCUUUUCAGACGAGGUGUUAGCGGAUGCACCCAAAAGGAAAUAAAUGGUUUAGUCAAAGCCGGUGUUGAUCUCGCAAAGUCUUCAAUAGACUGCUCAAAUGAUUUCAUGCAGUUCGACGAAGUCAAACAAAAAAGAGGUUGUGGUAUUGACUAUUAUGCCAAUCCAUCCUGUUGCAGUCCCGGUUGUAAUUGGAUUUUGGAGCUUCAUUGCAUGAGUCCCGUGCAAAUGAUAUGUAAAAAGAAAUAGUUAAAAAUGACGCACCACUCUUGUAAUAAUAAUACACAAAUUUCUUUCCUAAUAUCAUAUAACCACUCUUAUCGUAUAGUAAAAGUUAUGUUUAUGUUUGGUGCUGUUUUGUUUUGUGAUUUCAUUUUCUGUACAACUGAUGACGAGCUGCUAUUAAAUAAAUACGCGAUGUUGAUAA